This is a messenger RNA of Micromonas pusilla CCMP1545, 402 nucleotides long. RefSeq lists its product as uncharacterized. The annotation marks the transcript as partial. Lineage: Eukaryota; Viridiplantae; Chlorophyta; Mamiellophyceae; Mamiellales; Mamiellaceae. Gene Ontology annotation, biological process: tRNA N1-guanine methylation. Gene Ontology annotation, cellular component: nucleus. Gene Ontology annotation, molecular function: tRNA binding. The record is from RefSeq and is a predicted model, not a curated record. The transcript has a single exon.
CUCGUGUUCGACAUGGCGUACGACGCGAGCGCGACGCGCGCGGAGAUCGGCGCGUUGACCCGUCAAGUCUCCAUGUGCGUCGCCGCGAAUAAGCGCGCGAAGACGCCGUUCCUGCUCGCCGUCGCCGCGCCUCCGGGAAACAACGACGACGAGCUCCCCCCCGCGUCGAACUCGUGGCGCGCGCUGCCGUGGGAGAGCUGGGGCGCGCGCGUCGUCGACCUGGACGACGAAAACGAAAACGAAAACUCUGCGGCAGCGUCGUUGACCGCCGACGCGAGGCGCGUCGUCUACCUCACCGCGGACUCGCCGAACGUCCUGACGGACGUCGCCCCCGGGACCGCGCUCGUGCUCGGCGGCGUCGUCGACCACGCGGAAAAACCCGGGAUGUCGCUGAGAAGGGCA